Episyrphus balteatus (marmalade hoverfly) is the source of this 1002-nucleotide messenger RNA. It is a transcript of the gene Cpsf5, whose product is annotated as cleavage and polyadenylation specificity factor subunit 5. Gene Ontology annotation, cellular component: mRNA cleavage factor complex. The record is from RefSeq and is a predicted model, not a curated record. Gene Ontology annotation, molecular function: mRNA binding. NCBI's taxonomy places the organism in Eukaryota, Metazoa, Arthropoda, Insecta, Diptera, Syrphidae. The transcript has 5 exons. Bases 249 to 941 code for a protein of 230 amino acids.
GUAAUUCUCUUUCCUCUCUUGUUCUUGGCAGCUUGAAAAAUUUUCAGUGGGGAUUUUUUUUUUACUUUUUUCUACAAGAAAUUUAAUUAAAUAAAACGUGGAUAAAAUUAUAAAGUUUACAUUCGUUUGCGCUUUUUUUCCUUUCAAAUCUACUCUUGGCUUUUGCUAGUGAAAGUAGAUUUAUAAAUUGAAAAAAAAAAAACACCAAAAAUUGUCUGCAGAUAAACUUUGCUGAAUUUUUCUGAAAAAUGGCGUCCCAAGUUGCAAACAAAGCUGGAACUGGCUGGCCACGGCGAACUAGCCAGGGACAAGUUGAAGGAUCAUCGAAUAAUAAAUUAAGCCAAUCGUUGACGAUUAAUAGAACAAUAAAUUUAUAUCCUUUGACAAACUACACCUUCGGUACAAAAGAACCCCUUUUUGAAAAGGACCCAUCAGUGCCAGCACGCUUCCAAAGAAUGCGAGAUGAAUUCGACAGAAUCGGAAUGCGUCGCUCUGUAGAAGGAGUUUUGCUAGUUCACGAGCACGGUCUUCCACAUGUCUUGCUUCUACAAUUAGGUACAACAUUCUUCAAAUUACCUGGUGGUGAACUUAAUGCUGGCGAAGAUGAAGUGGAAGGUCUAAAAAGACUUCUUACAGAGACAUUAGGCAGACAGGAUGGCGUUAAGCAAGAUUGGAUUGUUGAGGACACCAUUGGAAAUUGGUGGAGACCAAAUUUCGAACCACCACAAUACCCAUACAUCCCACCACAUAUCACCAAACCCAAGGAACACAAACGACUGUUUUUGGUACAACUUCACGAAAAGGCAUUAUUUGCCGUACCUAAGAACUACAAGUUAGUAGCUGCACCGCUUUUCGAAUUGUAUGACAACUCGCAAGGGUAUGGACCCAUUAUUUCGUCAUUGCCGCAAGCGUUAUGCAGGUUUAACUUUAUUUACAUGUAAAGCGAACAAAUACGUGGGCAAGGAAGAACAAAGUUAAAAUUUGAAAAAAAAAAAAUAAAAA